This is a messenger RNA of Fusarium venenatum, 1194 nucleotides long. RefSeq lists its product as uncharacterized. The record is from RefSeq and is a predicted model, not a curated record. NCBI's taxonomy places the organism in Eukaryota, Fungi, Ascomycota, Sordariomycetes, Hypocreales, Nectriaceae.
AUGGAGCCAACUAUUUCUCUUCUAUGCGAAGGUUUCGCCUUCGCUAUUCCGGAAUCUACGGCGAAAGAAUCCCCUGUGCUCUCACAAGUUAUCGAAAGCCUGCCUGAGGCUCCGAUACGUGUGAUUCCAAUUACCUCCUUCGAUCUCGAUGCAGUGAACUGCUUCGUUGAAUUCUUGAACAGCAGGAACUAUGAGGUCAAUCGAACCCUAUUUCCGAGUGUUGUGGAACAUGGGCUUUGCGUCUUCGCACGGCAUGAAAUACAAAAGAUCCUACAAAGUCACUGGACCGACGGGGCCUUCUUGGCCGUUCUCAACGUUGCCCUUACACACCCCGAUGAUGAGUUGCACAAGGUCCUGUGGUCUCAAGCUCGCAGUCACUUGCAUUCAUUGACGGCAACCUCUGAAUUCGACCCAGCCACAUUUCUACGAAGCUUUCAUAGCAGCCUAAGAACCUGCCCCUCUAUUCGCACCACCAUGACCGACUCUGCAGAAGUCGAGAGGCUCAUGGAACAAGUCACACUUUUCCAAAAGCGAGCCUCCGAGCUCUCUAUCGAGCGCGAAGAACUUGACACUCGGCUCAAAGAAGUCUCUAGCGAACGGGACGAGCACUGCCAAGAGCUCAAGUCCCAUAUCUCAGCCCUCCAACAUACUCUAUCAGGUGCCAAGACCGCGUUGACAAUAUGUGUACAAGCUGAGAAGAAGUUGAAGGAAGCCAAUGAGCGUUAUACUGCAUCAGAGGCGGAACACACAGCGAAGCUUAACGAAGUAGAAAAGAGCCUGUCGGCCUGUCAAACCGAAUUAAGAGUCACAAAUGCAGAGCGGAACCUUCUUCACGUGCGAUGGAAAGACGAAAAGGCUAAAUCAGCCGCCCUCGUCAAGGAAGUCGACGACUUGAAACUUGAUAUCGACCUCGAGAGAAACAUCAAGGACACUAUACCGACCUCAGUUCGGGAUGAGCUAAAGCAGGCCCUCAAGGCCGAGCAACGGGAAGUGAAAAGGCUCAAUACGAAGCUCGAAGACGCCCAGCGGUCGUUUCAGGCAACCACAUCCAUGCCUCAGGCCGAGAGGGACAGGCUCUACGAGUCCUUGGGGGCAGAAAAGAACAAGGUUCUCAAUUUCACGAGAGAUAGAGAUGAAGGUGACAAUAUCUUGGUGAGAUGCGAUCGUUGCCGUACACGACAUUGGCAUGAUUGA